This is a messenger RNA of Pleuronectes platessa (European plaice), 1164 nucleotides long. RefSeq names its product intraflagellar transport protein 57 homolog. The transcript has a single exon. Gene Ontology annotation, cellular component: Golgi apparatus; cilium; intraciliary transport particle B. Gene Ontology annotation, biological process: non-motile cilium assembly; intraciliary transport. Bases 1 to 1164 code for a protein of 387 amino acids. NCBI's taxonomy places the organism in Eukaryota, Metazoa, Chordata, Actinopteri, Pleuronectiformes, Pleuronectidae. The record is from RefSeq and is a predicted model, not a curated record.
AUGUCGGGAGGAGAGGAGGAGCACGGCCCUGACAGGUCAGACUACCAGGAGUUUGUCAGGAUGGAGCUUCUCCUGGAGAAGCUGAAGCUGUUGAACUACGAGGAGGAGGUGGUGGCCCAACACGACCUGAAGCCCCUGAACAGACAUUAUUUUGUCCGAAGUCGAUAUCUCCCUUCCAACCCCGACGAGCAGUUCCACAUGUUCCACGUCAUCGCUGCCUGGCUCAUCAACACGGCAGGGCGCUCGAUCCCGGUGCCUCGGGAAGACGACGACCCGAUCGCCACCGCGUCCAGCAUCCUGGCCGAGCUCAGGGCCCUCGGGGUGAAGGUGGAUGUCCCACCAGCCGACCUCCUCCAGGGCUCUGGGGAGCUUGUCAUCUUCGUGCUUUACCAGCUGGCGGAGGAGGCCCUGAAGAAGACCGGGUUCUCCUUCAAAAGGCCGACCCACCCGAGAGAAAGCACAGAAGACGAGUUCAUGACGGAGGACAAGGCCGAGCUGACGUUCGACGAUGAGGAGGAUGAGAUGAGCGAUGAAGAGGAGGAGGAGGAGAUGGAUCAGGAGGCGGUGGAUCCAGCAGAGUGGGCCCUGGAGGUGGAGAGAGUCCUGCCUCAGCUCACAGCCCCGAUCCAGACCGGCUCCCAGGACUGGAGGAGCCACGUGGACCAGCUGCAUCAGCACAGCGGCAGAAUCGAUUCUUCCCUGGAACAGACCAGGAGCUUUCUGCACAAGCUGCAGGAGGACAUCAGUCACAGCAUGAAGAAGCUGAGCAGCAGAGAGACGGCCAUCACCUCCCAGCUCCAGCAUCUGAUCCAGGAGCAGCGCGACGCUCAGGCUAAGAAGACAGACGCCUCGGAGCGAUACGAGAAGGCCACCAGACGGAUGAAGGACCGGAGCCGAGUCAUGGCCGAGGUCAACGACAACCUGAGGGAGGUGAAGAAGCGAAUGGAGGAGAAAGGCAGGAGCAUGUCUGACGAGGCCCCGGUGGUGAAGAUCAACCAGAGUCUGGUGAAGCUGAAGCAGGAGACGGCUGAGAUGGACGUGAGCAUCAGCGUCUUCCAGCACAUGCUGCUGCAGGCCCGACUCAGGGAGAAGCACAACAUGAUGAGUGACAUGUCCGCCAGCAGCCCCCCCGACCGGGCCCCCGAGCCCUCCAGCACCAGAUGA